CCUGGCUAUUUCAGUGCUAUAGCGCAGUAAAAUGUUUGCAAAAUUGAAGAAGAAGAUAGCAGAAGAGGCAGCUAUUGCUCCCAGACCAGGAGGAGCUGCCAGGAUACCCAGGUCUGUCAGUAAGGAGUCAAUUACGUCUGUGGGAGCGGACUCCGGAGAUGACUUUGCUUCUGAUGGAAGCAGCUCUAGAGAGGAUCUUUCAUCCCAGUUGUUCAGAAGAAAUGAACAAAUAAGAAAACUGGAGGUCAAGCUGUCUGAUUAUGCUGAUCAGAUCCGAAACUUGCAGAAGAUAAAAGAGAAGCUUGAAAAUGCAUUAGAAAAGCAUCAGGAUUCCUCCAUGAGGAAGUUUCAGGAGCAGAAUGAAGCUCACCAGGCCAGUCGAGCCAAGAUGGCUGAAGGAAUGGCUUUGGCCUUAGAAAAAAAGGACCAGGAGUGGAUGGAAAAACUGGGUCAAAUUGAAAAGGAAAAAAAAAUGCUUGAAACGCAGUUACAAGAAAUGAGGGAGCAGAGUUUGAACCUUUUUCAAAAAAGAGAUGAAAUUGAUGAAUUGGAGGGCUUUCAACAGCAGGAAAUUGCCAAAGUUAAACACAUGCUUUUGAAAAAGGAAGAAUCUCUGAGCAAAACAGAGCAGGAACUAGAGGUGUGCACUCGAGAGCUAACCCACACUAAAGAGGUGCUGCAGGAUGCAAGCAACGAGUCAUCAGGCCUAAGGAAAGAUCUUCAAGAGUUGCAGCAGCGGUUCUUGGAGCUAGAGGCACAGAGAGAUGAACUAAUGACAACUGAGACAAAUGCAGAAAAUAAGAUCACGGCUCUGGAGUUAAGAGAACAGGAGCUACAAACUGUCAUUCAGCAGCUUUCUGUAGACUUGCAAAAUAUGACUUUGGAGUUUGCUGAGAGAAAUAAACUUACUGAACAGCUUCAAGAAAAAGUGUCUUCCUUGGAAAAGAAGCUAGAAAGAAAUCUUUCAGGGGAUGAACAUGUGCAGGAGCUACUCAAGGAGAAAGCUACUCUUGAGCAGAAACUGAAUGAAACCAGGCAGCAGGUACUAACAGACAGAAUGCAUCACACUGAGACUGUGAACCAGUUGGAAACACAGAAUAAAGAACUGGAACAAAAACUACGGAUUGCAACAGGAGCAUUGAAAAAGAGCGAAGAAGCAGCUGCUGAGCAGGAUCUGAAGAUCCAGAAGCUGGUGAGUAUGCUGCAGGAUGAAAGAAGUAAACUACAGCAACAGAUUUUAAGUGAGAAACAUCAGUACGAUCAGAAAGUUACUGGGCUGGAGUCUCAAAUUGCUGCUCUUGAAACAGCUUGGGAAUUUGAUAAAACAGCUACUCAGCACAAGAUUAGCCAGUUGGAAAAGGAAAAUGAAAAUCUUAAUGGAAGCAGAGAAGAGUAUGAGAGUUCUUUAAAAAACCAAGAGUCUGAAUUGAACAGGCUAAAGAAUGAAUUGAGCAGCAGAGAGACUGUCAGUGUUGAAAUUGCCAAAGCAUUGGAAGAAACACGAAAACAAAGAGAGGAAUUACAACAGCAGGUUUCACAUCUGGCUUCCUUAAUAAAGGGAAAAGACCAGCUGAUUGAUGAAAAAUGUGAUUUGCUUCUAAAACAGAAGGAAGAACUAAACCAACUCAGUCAAGAUCAUGAAGCUGUCUUGCUGCAAGUGCAUCAGUUGCAAUCUGACAUAGAAGCAAGUAAUAGCCGAGCAGUGGAGAAAGAAGAAACGGCAAGAAAGGAAAUUGAUGAACUGAAGUUGCGGAUACAGGAGUGCCUGUUGACCAGAGAACAUGAGAAAAAUGUUUCAGAACUAGAGGAAUCAAUGAGAACCUUGAACAACAAGCAUUUACAUUCUCCAGAGAACUGUGUCCUGGAACAGAACGGAGAGGUAGCCACUGCAGACAUCACUCAACUUCAGAAGGAUAACAGGGAGCUGGAACAGCAAAUUGCUGAGAAAAACAAGAUGAUAAAGCAGCUACAGCAAAGAAUGGCAGAACUCAAGAAAACCCUCCAGAAAGAGUUGAAAAUAAGGCCUGACAGUGAGGUACCUGAAGUACGUGAAAAAGCAAAUUCUGAAGUGCCUAAUGCUUCUGUGACUGUCACAAACAACUCUGAUUUAAAUGACUCAAGGGAGAUAAACUUUGAAUACCUUAAACAUGUGGUACUAAAAUUCAUGUCCUGCCGGGAAUCUGAGGCAUUCCAUCUAAUUAAAGCUGUAUCUGUGUUACUGAAUUUUUCACAAGAGGAAGAAAACAUGCUUAAAGAAACUUUGGAGUACAAGAUGUCCUGGUUUGGGUCAAAGCCAUCUCCUAAAGGCAGUAUCCGGCCGUCUAUCUCGAGCCCAAGGACACUGUGGCCUUAAGGGAACCUGAAAAUGGGCAGUCAGCAUCUAGCCACUUUUUUUCUGUGAAAAGAACGCUGAACACACUAAUUCAGGUGUGUCUUAAUCACUGUCAUUGCAGUAUUUUGUACAAGAACUUUUGACGCUGUUUACAAAACUAAUACUGUGCAAGGAGAGAUUUUCACUACAAACUGAAACACCUCUUCUGGGUUGGAUUUUGGGACCAUUCUCUCGAUGGUCUCUUAAUGGAAGUCAGCUCCUUGUGCUCAUCGGUCUUGUUUUCUUGGCACCAAAGGGUAAUGUUAACCUCACUAAUAGCGGUGCUGGCAGUUCAAGCUUCUAACAUGUGCAUCUGUUAUGACGGUGAUUCCAGCUUCUGCUGCGGAGGGCUAGAGUUGAGUAACUCUAGGCACAGUAAAGCUUCCUGGUCUCGCUGUGGAAAGCAAGCAAUGAAAAAAAAAAAAAUGUUGGCAGUACUGUAUUGAGUUUUUGACAGUCUGAAAAGCCUUUCAAAGAACAGGAGCAGGAGCUUUAACCAAAAAAGAAAUCUGCCUUGCUUUGUUAUACUGUCAUAACUAAUAGUUUGCAUUUUUUCAUAUCACUGUGUAAUUUAAGGUGCAUAUAUCCUGGCCUGCAGUCCUGAAGGCUGCAUGUUGAUGAUGAUUAUUUAAUUCGAGAGCACAACUUUAGAGUUGUCUGAUUUUACUUUUCUUAAAGAAAAAUAAUAUUUAAAAUGGUCUUAAUUAUAGUACCUAAUACUCAGUCGCCUUUAAAACUAAUUAGCCUGUACCAUAGGUUGUUAGCAUUGGGAAGAAGGGGUAGUAAACCAUUUUAAAUUUUUAAAGCUGAGUUCCAGGUAUUGUAAAUGCAUACUGAGAAUACCUUUUAUUUAAAAAAAAAAAAAAAUCUAGUGACAACGGGUGAAGAAUAUUGGUACUAAACACUUUGAUUUAUUUUCUUUUUCUUCCAAGUCUGCUAGCAACAAAUCUUCAUAACCAGUAUCUGCCUCUUUGGUUGUGGUUUUCUGUACUUCAAAUACUCAUGCUUAAAAACUGUUAUGAACAUGUAGUGGGCUGUUAACUGUGUCCUAACUACAUGGUAAAAGAAAUGCUGCUCAUGAGGUUUUUGGUUUUUGAGGGCAAAAUUCAACUCUUAAUGAAUAAAUCUUGGUUCCAGCAGCUUGCUUUAAGGGGACCAAGGUGGCACUUGCCUCACAGAGUGGAAGCACAAUUUUGCCCAUAGUUAUUAACACCACUGCGACAUCUAGAUGAAAAUGGGAAGCAGCAGUAAGUCUGACUGCUUAAAAUGGGAGAUUUUUUCAAAAAACUACAUAUGUAUGGAAUUCAGUGAGCAGGCUGAAAUUCCGGUAAUGCUCUUACAGUGAGGUUUGUGUUACUAACAAUACUUUUAUUAAAUAUAUUCAACAAAAUUCAACCUGUCCUCUAGUGGAGAUACAGUCACUGUUCAGGGUUUUUAACAUUGCUUUGCUAACAGGGGUCUGAAUCACCUCGGUGGUGGCAGUCGAGAUGUAGUGUUAAGAGUUACAGCAUGUGAGCUGCUUCCGUGCACACUCGUGCUGUGGUAAAGAUGAAAGUAUCCUUCCAUGUGAGGUCAGUUAUUGGAGCAGUAAACAUGCUGCAAAUCUAUACCCUGGCUGAUCUCCCCAGUUGCUGUUCUCAGCCAUAUCCCGGACGCAGGUACUUGCAGUACCUAUUAACCUUGGCACAAGUGACACUCCUCAGUUUAGAGCUAGGUUAUAUUUAUUUAAAGUUAAGAAAACCACCAGGACUUUUUUAGUACACUAAAGCUUCUCCAAACGCAGUCUUCAGUAACCAGAUCCAUGGCACUUAAUGAGAGCAUAGGGGAGUUUACAAGAAGAGUACAAGUCUGGCAGACAAUCAAAAAGUGGGUUUGUAUCAAUUGCGCCUGUACUGAAACAAAGCAGGGAUGGGACAACCCUGUUGGCGCUGGGAAGAUUUUAUUCUCUGAGGUGUUUUUCUGUAGAAUGUCCCUUUGCCCUGGCCUAUUUCUGUGGGACCUGAGACCAGGGGACAGGAUUCCCUCUAAUCACACUGAUGCCUGCUGAAUGACUAAUUGGUUUAUGUUGAUCCUGGCUUGAAAGGUUACUGCUGAACAGUAAGAAAAGCAGUACAGGCAGCUUAGAAUAGAGAGUGACAGCAUAAAAUCUUAGAUUACAUAUUCAUUAACACAACUUCAAUUUAAGAUCCCGAAGAUCAUACAGGAUCAACUUACCGUAAGAACUAGUUCUUAAGUGUUGAAUUUUCUUUAGAUAUCGGAGCAAGAAUGGUGUGUAUACAUAUAUUAAAAAGCUAAUGCACUUUCCCUUGUAUAAAAACAGUGGUAUACAUAAUCCUUUCUAUGGCCAUUGGAUUUCUUUCCUUCUAUGCUGUAAAUACGGAUUGUAUUAUGAAACACUAUGAAAUUUGUGGUGCAAUACAUUUUGGAUCAAAACCCUA
Messenger RNA from Gavia stellata (red-throated loon), 4809 nucleotides. RefSeq names its product golgin A1 (gene GOLGA1). The transcript is spliced from 21 exons. The record is from RefSeq and is a predicted model, not a curated record. Gene Ontology annotation, cellular component: Golgi apparatus. The coding region runs from base 32 to 2353 and encodes 773 amino acids. NCBI's taxonomy places the organism in Eukaryota, Metazoa, Chordata, Aves, Gaviiformes, Gaviidae.